CCUAACGUUGAAAAAUGUUUACAAAAUUGUUUAUGCUUGUUUUAUUUAAGAACUGCUAUUCACAAAUUAUAGAUUAUGAGGUAGAUGAUUCACAAGGUUAUGGUAGACGAUUUGAUGGUAUUGGUGCAAUCAGUGGUGGAGGGGCAACAUCAUUACUAGUUAGACACUAUCCAACCAAACUAAGAGAUGAAAUACUGGAUUAUUUGUUUAAGCCAAACUUUGGAGCAAGUUUGCAAAUUCUGAAAGUAGAGAUUGGAGGUGACUCUCAAAGUGGAGAAGGCAGUGAAGCGUCACAUAUGCACAACAGCUGGGAUGAGAAUUACUACAGAGGAUAUGAAUGGUGGAUGAUGAAAGAAGCUAAAAAAAGGAAUCCAGAUAUAUUACUGUAUGGGUUACCAUGGGGAUGGCCAGGCUGGAUAGGAAAUGGAACACACAAUCCCUAUUAUAAUGUCAGUACAACAGCUGUAUACAUAAUCAAGUGGAUACAAGGGGCCAAGAAAUACCAUGACUUAGAUAUUAAUUUUGUUGGGAUAUGGAAUGAAUUAUCUUAUAGUAUUGAGUAUAUCAAGACUUUAAGAAGACUAUUAGAUCAGAAUGGAUUACCCAAUGUUAAGAUAGUUGCUGUUGAUGGAGGAUUUGAGAUAGUUAACGAUAUGCUACAUGAUCCUGAGCUGUCUAAUGCUAUAGAAUACAUUGGUGUCCAUUAUCCUGGUACCCAAUCAACAGUAGCAGCAUACAAUACAGGGAAACAGUUGUGGUCAUCAGAAGACUUCAGUACAUUUAAUGACAAUAUUGGUGCUGGUUGUUGGGCUAGGACUCUGAAUCAGAAUUAUGUAAAUGGCUUAUUUACAGGAACAAUUGCCUGGAACAUGAUAACUGGGUAUUAUAAUGCUUUACCAUUUAUCCGCCAAAGUUUGAUGACAGCAAAUUCACCAUGGAGUGGAAACUAUGUCAUUAACAACCCUAUAUGGGUAACAGCUCAUACAACCCAAUUUACAGCCCCUGGGUGGAGAUAUCUGAAGCAUAACAUGGGAGUGGGGAAAUUGAAAAAUGGAGGAAGUUAUGUGUCACUUGUCAGUCCAGAUGGGAAGAAUCUCACCAUUAUCAUGGAAACAGUGACAUCUAAACAUUCAGUGUGUUUUUAUCACCAGCCAAACUUUAAUGUUACUCUACAGAACAUAACUCUACAGUUAAAAGGAAGUUUUGCGAAAAUAGACAAGAUGGCUCUCUGGUACAGUAGACUAGGGUAUGAUGGAGGGCAGACUGAAAUGAUGCAGUAUACAGGACAAGUUGAUGUAAAAGAUGGUAAAAUUAAUCUAAAUCCUUACCCAGACAUGGUGAUCACUCUUACUACACUGACCACUGGUCAGAAAGGCAGUCAUCCGGAACCACCACCAGAUAAACCUUUCCCAUUCCCAUAUACAGAAAAUUUUGAAGAAUACAAUGACACAGAACAGCCAAAGUAUAUGGCUCAGCAGUUAGGAUGCUUUGAAGUGCACAAAUCUACUGAUAGUAGCCAUGGCAAUGUAUUACGACAGAUGGUUCUUGAGCAGCCAGUUUACUGGAAUGCUGCAGACAGAUUAAAACGUACAGCUAACUUAAUUGGGGAUUAUUCUUGGGAAGAUAUAACAGUGUCGGUAGAUGCUAAGACAGGGGAGAUUAAUGGCACAACUGGAGUAUUCCUUGCAGCCAGGGUGGAUAGAGGUGGUGUGAAAACAGGAGGGGCUUUAGGGGUAUUCUUCUACUUGUAUCCUUCCUUACAAAUGUACAAGUUGACCUCUGACAUUGGUGGUAAAUCAGUGUUGAAGUCUGGAGUAGCACAAAUAGCCAACAAGGGUUGGAAUACAUUAAAAUUAAUACUACAGGGAUAUCAGGUUGAAGGAUAUCUGAAUGGACAAUAUUUAUUUGAAUCUGACAUACAGAAUGUACCGUUGACAGGAUUUGUUGGUUUUGGUACCUCUGAUUAUGGUUAUGCUGAAUAUGAUAAUCUGGCUAUAUAUAACUCGGAAAAAGUUACACCACAUAAUGAUCCAGAUAUAUUGUACUUUAUACCAAGAUAGUAAACUAAACAAUAAUUUUAUAACCGUAGUAGCAAAAUUUUAUCAAGACUUUUUAUGCAACUACAGAAACUAUUACAUUUUAUUGUUUUGAGAAAUGUUGCUAUAGUUAUCUGAUUGAUGAGAUUUUUAUUGUGCCAUAUUAACUUGCUAAAUAACCUUGCCAAAAAGGUCAUCCUUAACCAGGUUUUAAAGUGCUUAUUAAUACGGUGAAGUAAGGGCAGGCGGACAGUUUCAGUACAUUUACUUUAGGAACCAUUCAACCAAUGCUUUUCAAAAUUAAGUAUGUUGUUACUGCUGGUUAUGUUCAAUAUUGAGGUCAAGUUCAAUAUUGAGGUCAAGUUCAAUAUUGACAAUUUUCACCUUUACCAUUCAGGAGUUAUGCUCCUUGUUAGAUAUGAAAAUAGGCACAAAACAUGACAGGUCAAUCAAGUCUGAAAGAACCAACAGCCAAUAUGAUAGGCAGUAUAAUUCAGAGAUUUACAAGCUAAGGCAAGUUGACAUUACAACUAUUGUCAUAUUUGAUUGCGUAGAUCUGUUUAUAAUGUUGAGAUUAUGUUUACGCAGUUGUUAUGAGAUUUUUGAAAGUUUAUAUAUUACUUUUUUAUAAUAUUUAUACUUGUUUUACUGAACAUUCCUUGAUAAACAUACCAUUGUUAAUUAUUGUGAUUAUAAACCUUUAUAUGAACACUAGGUUUACAUUUUAGACUUAAUUAUCUCAAGUGGAUAAAUAAUUUAAACAACAGCAGGGUGUGUUAGAAUCUCUAUCGAUUCCAAAAUUUGUUAUCCUCUUUUGUUCAAACAUGUGAACUUUUUUAAUAAAUGUUUUUUUUUUAA
Mytilus californianus (California mussel) is the source of this 2894-nucleotide messenger RNA. Its product is annotated as galactocerebrosidase-like. The coding region runs from base 15 to 2060 and encodes 681 amino acids. Gene Ontology annotation, molecular function: galactosylceramidase activity. Gene Ontology annotation, cellular component: lysosome. Gene Ontology annotation, biological process: galactosylceramide catabolic process. Lineage: Eukaryota; Metazoa; Mollusca; Bivalvia; Mytilida; Mytilidae. The record is from RefSeq and is a predicted model, not a curated record. The transcript is spliced from 18 exons.